AAUGAUACUGUGAAAUUUUUAAUUUCUUUGCGCGUUUUGUAUAAAAGACAGUUCUAAUUCUUAGCUAAAUCAUUCUAAAUACUUCACUCAUCAGAGAACAGUAAGAUUCAGAAAAGAAAACAUGAGAGCUUUCAUUGUACUCUGCCUUGUGGCUGUUGCCUGCGCCGAUAAAUUGGGCUACAACUAUCAACCUGUAGGACAUUCCAGUUCUGGAUUAUCCUUCACUCCAGGUAGCUCCACUAGCGGCUUCGGCGGUUCCAGCAGCGGCUUUGGAGUUGGUGGUGCCACUGGUGGUUUCGGUGGUUCCAGCGGCGGUUUUGGCGUUGGCGGCUCAUCUGGCGGUCAUGGUGGUUCCAGUGGCGGUUUUAGCGUUGGCGGUUCAUCUGGCGGUCAUGGUGGUUCCAGCGGCGGUUUUGGCGUUGGCGGUUCAUCUGGUGGUUUCGGCGGUUCCAGCAGCGGUUUUGGAGUUGGUGGUUCCACUGGCGGUUUCGGUAGUUCUGGUUCUGUUGGUGGUUCCUAUGGUGGUUCUCAUGGUGGUGCUUCUUAUGCUCCCCAAGUUGAACUCGAAAAGGAAUUCUACACCUUUACUGCCAACGAAGAAGAUUUCACUGAACCCGCUGUUGAACAACAAGUCUCAAACACCGCUAAGAAAAACCUUCGUGUUAUUUUCAUCAAGGGCCCUGAAAACCAUGGCUUGGAAAAUGCUGCUGUUGCUUUGGCUAAACAUGCUGCCGAACAAAGAACUGCCAUCUAUGUCCUCCAAAAACAAGCUGAUCUCAGCAGUUUGUCCAACAAAUUGAACGUCAUCAACACCAAUGUCAACAACAAACCUGAAGUACACUUUGUCAAAUACCGUACCCAGGAAGAUGCUAUCAACGCCCAAAAGGCUAUCCAAGGCCAAUACGAUUCUUUGGGUGGUAGCUCCCAAAACUUCAAUGGUGGUGUAGCUCCUGUUUUGAACUUUGCUUCUAAGGCUCCCGUUGCCGCUCAUGGUUCUCACGGUUCCUUCGGAUCUUCCGGUUCUCUAGGCUCUUCUGGCGCAGUUGGUUCCUUUGGAUCAUCUGGUUCUCAUGGAUCAUCUGGCUCCCUUGGUUCAUUCGGUUCAUCCGGUUCUCUCGAAUCUUCUGGUUCCUUCGGAUCUUCCGGUUCUCUUGGAUCUUCUGGUUCCCUCGGAUCUUCUGGCUCUGUUGGUUCUUACGGUUCUUCUGGCUCCGUUGGUUCUUUCGGUUCUUCCGGCUCCGUUGGUUCAUCUGACUUAUCUGGAGUCUCAGGCCCCAGUGCUAGUUAUCUUCCCUCUUUCAUUGCCGGCCGUCAUCGCAAAUAAGUGAUUGAAGAUAGUAGACUGAAUAAGGUUUUUAUUGUUGUUUUAUAUUAAGCGAUUAUUAUGUAUUUACAAUUAAUACAUUUCAUUUUCUUUUUAUUAUCAAUUAUAAUCGCAAAAAGAGGCGAUAAUAAAAAGAGUAUUUAAUUAAACGAA
Lucilia cuprina (Australian sheep blowfly) is the source of this 1477-nucleotide messenger RNA. RefSeq names its product keratin, type II cytoskeletal 1-like. The transcript has a single exon. NCBI's taxonomy places the organism in Eukaryota, Metazoa, Arthropoda, Insecta, Diptera, Calliphoridae. The record is from RefSeq and is a predicted model, not a curated record. Bases 122 to 1324 code for a protein of 400 amino acids.